Anopheles funestus (African malaria mosquito) is the source of this 2369-nucleotide messenger RNA. RefSeq names its product zinc finger protein 287-like. The record is from RefSeq and is a predicted model, not a curated record. The coding region runs from base 121 to 1380 and encodes 419 amino acids. Gene Ontology annotation, molecular function: RNA polymerase II cis-regulatory region sequence-specific DNA binding; zinc ion binding; DNA-binding transcription factor activity, RNA polymerase II-specific. The transcript is spliced from 2 exons. Gene Ontology annotation, biological process: regulation of transcription by RNA polymerase II. Gene Ontology annotation, cellular component: nucleus. NCBI's taxonomy places the organism in Eukaryota, Metazoa, Arthropoda, Insecta, Diptera, Culicidae.
CAAAGCUGUCAAUUGUCAUCAUUUUGUCGGAAACUGGUACCGGCCAAGGGUUUCGCUUGGUUGUUUAUGUUUACAUUUGUAAUCAGGUUGAACCCACGCAAGUUACCGCCGUGAAGUGCGAUGGAAGAAAUCACGCUAGAAAAUUUAGAACUAAGGUUUCACUCUAUCUGUCGUUUCUGCCUCUCGGAUGCUGAUUGUUUGCCAGUGUUUCUUCCUGAUGGAAACAUAAACGACCGGUUGCAGAAAGCAUUCGAAAUCAUCGCAUCGAAAGUGGACGAGAGUGACGGACUGCCCAACAACGUCUGUAGCGUAUGCUUGCAGAGGAUAGAAGAUUUUGUCGAUUUCGAAGCCAACUGUACCAAAUCUUAUGAAAUUCUGAUGAAAUGUAUUCAGGAAACUACGGAUAUUGUAUAUUGCGAAAUGCCGAGUAUGGACUGUGGCUCGGUGGAUCACAUCAAAAGUGAAUACGGUGACCAAAUUGUAAUGCAAGAGUUUGAUUCAGAGUACAUCUAUAAUGAUGGUGAAGAAAUUCCAGCAUUAGCGGCAGAUGAUGAUCCUGUUGUACGGCAGGCUGAACUUGUACGUGAUGAUCAGUGCACACCUGAGAUGGAGUUCGUCCAGAAAGAUGAAAAUUCAUCCCUUCAUGCAGAUGAUGGCAUUGUAAAGAAGUUGGAUAAUGAUACUGAUAACACGGAAAAUGAUGAACCUCACCCAAACGUUACGGAUGCGCUAGCACAGGCCAUGACGAGCGAUGUGUACAAUAAAGCAUGUAAUAUUCCGGUCAUAUGUUAUUCCUACCGUAACAAUCGAAAAGUCCCUAUUGUACAAUGUAUGUUUUGUGAUAAAACAUACCGUGGCCGUAAUACGUUACGGAGGCAUUUACGAAUACAUUUUAAUAUCAAGAACUAUUCCUGCGCAGUAUGCAAACGAACGUUUCACGAUAAAACCUCACUGCGCAUACACGUGUCGCGCCACUCGGAUACAAAACCAUUUCAAUGCGAUCAUUGCGAUCGAUCCUACUACAGCAAAACGGAACUGAAACAGCAUUGCGUCGCAAAACACGGUAUACGGAAGCAUAUUUGUGAGGUCUGUAACAAGCGGUUUCCCUCCCGAACGACCUUGCAAGAUCAUGCACAAGUUCACGCAUCGGAACGGACAUAUGUUUGCAGCACGUGUGGUAAAAGCUUUAAGCGGAAUCGUAAUCUUGUGCGCCAUUUCCAGAACCAUACGAAAUGUAAGAACACCACGGUCCAGAGCGAGCCGGUGAAUGGCAGUAAAAUGAAACUUCCUAACUUUCACUGUACUGUUGCUGACUGUUUCAAAAAGUACAAGUUUGAAGUACAUUUAACACGCCACAUGCGCCUAGUACACGGAGAAUAGCCGGAGAAUGGUGCUGCUGGAAUCACCAAUAAAGCAAUUCCAAUGUACACGAUGGUGGUUUAAGAAAUAGAAAUACCAUUGAGAAGAAUUUGUUGGACUAGACACCGCCCUUAAUCGAUAAGCUUUUCUCCACAUUUUAGGCAUUCAGCUCUAGAACUGCAAAGGAAGUGAAUUUAUGAAUAUUUCCUCUACAGAAAUUAACGACUAAAUGUAAGCUGAUUUGGUACCCUUACUUCGCGAACAGCGAAAUAUUACUCAGCCGAUCGAAUUUUCGUACUAUUAAUCCGACAACCAAUCAAGCGACCACCAAAGCGCAUCCAAUUCGACCUGUCCGUUUUGACUUCCACCCAGCCAUAUUGACUACCGCGCUCCCGGAAGACGUUCACCAGACGGACUUUGUGACAUGCUCGUUCUACAAACUGUCGUGCCGGGUUCGUUAGUGGAAUUACAAACAGAAGCCCAAAUGCUGCCCGUCGUAUGAUGUAAGCAGGUUUGUUAACAUGGUCAUAAACAAAACAGAAAGCAUUAACCAUAAAUCAUCGUCGCACUGUUUGCAUUGUGCGGUGCAGUUAAAACCAAACAAAUCAUUCAUUGUGUGCGUCAAUGUGAACCGAUCAAGAUUUCCGUUGUCCAUCAUUCCAACAUCCAUAAACUUCAUUUGUCGAGAUGUAAUUGAAAGUUUCGUUUUAUUUGUAAUAAUGUAAUGAAGCUACUGGUUGUACUUUGGCGGUGUAAAGUAACGCAGGCAAAAAAAGAACCAACGAAAGGAAAGACAGAUACAGUCGCAGGUUCGUUUAUGAUCCUAUAAAGAAAUGAUUCCUAUGGGCGUGUAUGUACUAGGGACUGCUUUAGUAAGGGUUUUUUUUUCCUUAUAGCAGUGCGUUUUAUAGUUACGUUUAUUUAAUGUACUUUCUCGUCUGUAUCAUUCGCUUGAAGUUUAAGCACAUUGUAGACUGAUGAAGUUGUGAAACGAAUAAAAUGCAAAACAA